UUCCGCCAGCAGUACUACACCGAGCAGGCCCUGCGCCGCAAGAAGAAGCGCCCCAUCACCCAGCAGCAGCAGCUGAAGCAGCAGAAGCAGCAGUCGGGCGAGAUCCUCAAGGGGCCCAAGCUCGGCGGCAGCAGGAACUUGAGGGCCGCUGUGAGAGACAAGUUGCUGCAGCAGGAGAAGGAGAAGAGGGGCAAGUAG
Messenger RNA from Trichoderma reesei QM6a, 198 nucleotides. RefSeq lists its product as uncharacterized. The annotation marks the transcript as partial. The record is from RefSeq and is a predicted model, not a curated record. The transcript has a single exon. NCBI's taxonomy places the organism in Eukaryota, Fungi, Ascomycota, Sordariomycetes, Hypocreales, Hypocreaceae.